Messenger RNA from Pongo pygmaeus (Bornean orangutan), 3739 nucleotides. It is a transcript of the gene CCDC54, whose product is annotated as coiled-coil domain containing 54. NCBI's taxonomy places the organism in Eukaryota, Metazoa, Chordata, Mammalia, Primates, Hominidae. The transcript has a single exon. Bases 2595 to 3581 code for a protein of 328 amino acids. The record is from RefSeq and is a predicted model, not a curated record.
UUAGGUAUUUUCAUUGGCCCUUAAAAACUGUAUGGGCCCUAAGUACUGUGUCUGCAGAACUCGACGGAUAAAAUGGCAUUAGCCAGAGUAAACGGGACGGCUGUGAACUCUAACUUUUUCAAGCCCCAAAUGCCAUUCCUGUGAUAGUCUGCCUCUUGGAGAAUAUUUUCCUCAGUAAGUGUUUGGAAAGGUUUCUAGACAUUUUCGAAAGGUUACUAAACAGCAUUUGAAAGACAGGAGAGUAAGGCAAAAUCCAAGAUAUUAUUGAUGAGCCAAAAUUUUAAAAUUACUGCUGGCAAAGCUCACUGUUUAUACCAAAUCCUGGGCCAACACUGACCUCCAAUUGGGCACAGAUAGAAGAAACAGUGAUUUGGUAGAAGGUUGGAACUGGCAUGGGUCCAAGAGGGAAUGUCCUUUUGAGUAGAACGGGACUGCUCCUUGAGAGACAUGUGAAUAUCAUGUCAUUUUGAUUCCAGAGUGUUCAGUCUAAUGUGUUUAGAGAAUAAAAUUAAGUUUUUACCUCAAUAUAUAAAAUGGGCCAAAUAUUAUUUAAUAUUUCAAAGGGUUUGAAUUUCAAAUACUGUUAUGUAGAAAAACCUAUAAGAAGAAACAUGAGAAAUGGCUGAUGUUAUUUUUAAAUUCUAAGGCAGUGGCUCUCAAUGUGUGGAACGCUUUGUGUCAUGAGGCCACUCUGUAUGUGUGACUAUGAGGGCAAAAAUAUUUCAAAAUAAUCCUAGGACACCGUUUGUCUCUUCCACUGUGCUUACAUUUGCCUGUUGAAAAUUACAUUGCAAAAGCAAUGGUGGGUAAAACUGUUGAUACCUUAGCAUGAACCACAGCAGGGGUACCACACUGACUAACAGUGACUCAAUCAGAAAAGGAAAAAAAUACAAGAAAAACCAGUUUCACUCAAGAAUGUCCUCAAUGAAGCAGUAAGAAUUUUUAAUCUUAUUAGAUCUCAACCCUUCAGUACAUCUUUUUUAUAUUAUGUAUGAUAUAAUGGGAAGUAAGCAUAAGUGCUUCUGCAGCUUAACAAAGUAUACUGGUUUUCAUGAGGAAACGUACAUAAGUAUUUGAGUUGCAAAUGUAUACUUUUUUCAUGGAACACUAUUUUUUCUUGAAAAAAGUCUGACAACAAACUACAGUGUUCAUAGUUGGGCAUUUGGCAACAUUUUUGCAAAACAUGGAUGGAGGGAAUCUGUCACUUCAAGGAAAACAAUAAACCAGCUUGAUAAAUUUCAAGAUUUUCAAGCUAAAAUUAGAAUUUUGAAAAAUUUGUAUUUUUCAAUACAAAUAUUGAGUCUUCUCAAUACUCAAAGACUUUUCUGGUGAGAUUGGUGGAGAUAUUAAUGAAUAUGAUAUUUUGAUAUUAUAUAAUACAAUGAGUCAACAUUUGGAAGACCUACAUAAUUCAGUGAGCCAUUGUUUGCCAAAUGACCAAUACAUGAUAUUACACAUCUAUUCAAAAUAAAAAAUAGAACCAGUGACUAUUAAUAUAACAGAGUAUGAAAGUUCAUUGAUUUGGCCUAAAAUGACACAUUGCAGCUAACUUCUUAAAAAAAUAUCAUUUGUCAAAUUUUCAUAAAGUAGCAAAGAAUGAUAUCCUCAAUUAUCUGAAAAGGCUAUGAAAAUACUCUCCCCUUUCCAUUUACGUAUCUCCAUGAGGCUAUUUUUUCUUCAUAUACUUCAAAAUAAUAUAUCACAACAGAUAUAAUGCAGAAGCAGAUAUGAGAAUCUAGUUAUCUUCUAUCAGUUCAGGUAUUUAAAACGUUUGCAGAUAUGUAAAACAAUGCCACUCUUCUCACUUUUUUUUUUAGAAAACCAAAUUAUUUUUUAUGAAAGUAUACCACUUACGUUAAUAUGUAAUGGGUUUUUAAUUUUAAAUUAAUAAGUAAUUAUCUAAGACUUUCUUAGUUUUAAUGUCUACUAUAAAAUGUAGGUAGAUAUAACCCAAAUAAACAAAAUCUGUGUGAUUCUCAAUAAUUUUUCAUUUUUUUAAAUUUAUAGUUAUUUAUUUAUUUAUUUAUUUAUUUAGAGACAGAGUCUUGCACUGUCACCCAGGCUGGAGUGCAGUGGUACCAUCAUGGCAUACUAUAGCCUCCACCCUCUGUGCUCAAGUGAUCCUCCCACCUCAGCCUCCCAAGUAGCUGAGACUACAGGCAUGCACCACCAUGGCUGGCUAAUUUUUUUAUUUUUUUGCAGCAACAGGUGUUUUGCUGUGUUCCUCAGGCUGCUCAACAAUUUUUAUGAUUCAAAAAGAGCCUUAUGACCAAAACCUUUGAGAACUGCUGUAGUUAAAUGUGUUUGUUCUAAGCCAGCAGUCAUUGUGACAUCAGCAGCAGGUUAAUGAUUACCAUAUGAAGGAUUCCAUGCAGUUGACUAUUAUUUCACAGAGCUCUCUGGUUGGGCUGUUCUAUAAGAAGCUAAUCACCUAAGAGUGUCUAUUGCUGUGGCUGAUGAUUUCCAGAGUGUUCUAAGAUGUUAUCAGGAAAGGCAUCCAACAAAUAGUAAGAGAAGGACCAUUUCAUUCGUACAUUAUUUCUUCCUGUGAUUCUAUGUUUUCCAACACCUUGCCUCUUGUUUCACCAUGAAAGAUGUACACACUUCACACCAAAAGGGUAAAAGCUGCUGCUAGGCAGAUGUGGACUUCAAAUCUCUCCAAGGUCAGACAGUCUCUUAAAAAUGUUUACCACAAAUGUAAGAUUCGGCACCAAGAUUCAACUGGAUAUCCAACUGUGACAUCUGAUGAUUGUAAUCAAGAUGAUGUUAGUUAUGAUGGAAAAAUAAAUCUUUCAGUAGUGCUCCAAGACGUUAAAACUGCUCAAGUUGAGCUUUUCAGCCAAAUGACUGACAUUGUCCAUACGAUACCAAAAGUCCAGGAAAAGACUGACUUGUAUCAAAAACAGAUGGAGGUCCUGGAAACCAGAAUGAAUGUUAAUGAAGACAAACAAUGCACAACGACUAAAGAUAUCCUCUCUAUGAAAGAAGACAUCAAGGCAUUAAAGAAGAAGGUGACAGAACUGGAAAAUCAGAAUUACUGCUCCAGGAUACAUUGUCUAGAGAUUCUGGAGGGAGAAAGGGGUAAAGAAAUCACAGAACUGCUUUACAAACUCAUACAACCAGCAACUCUGAAGAACACUUUGUCCUCUACAGACAUGGAAAUCUCUUCAGCAGAACCAGAGAAAGUGCCCAGUUAUCCAAAGUCCACUGACCAUCUUGAGAAAAAAACAAUUUCUCCCCAAAUGAAAACUCUGAAGAAACGUAACCAUCAAAAUGCAUCAACGAGCUUUAAAAAAGCAAAGUCAAAUAUUUACAUUUACCCAGACUUCAGUACAUGGAUGAAGCUAACUUUUGUUCAUGGAGGAAAAUGGACAUUUUUCCUCAGUGCUACCAAGUUAGAAGAAUUCAUCCAGUGGCUUCUUUCUAGGCCAACCGUUCUUCCUGAGGAACCCCAGGUCAUAACCCAGAGAUACUGUCCAUUCACUGGGCCUAUUUUGAGCUUGACCACAAUCUGUCUCUCCAUCUUCAACAAUAUUUACCGCUUUAUUUGUUCCUUAAAAGAAGAAGUAACUCGACUAUAGAGUUACAUUCUGCUUUGCUUGGCACAAAAUAAAUGUAACCUGGAGGCUCCAAGUAUUCACACAUUGGUGUGGUGGCUGUGAGUUCUUCAGUAGUUUGCUCACUCUGGGCCCACUAUCUGCAGAGUUUCUCUAUGUCUACAGUAAGUUAAGGCACAUGA